Messenger RNA from Rhododendron vialii, 1009 nucleotides. RefSeq names its product pathogenesis-related protein PRMS-like. The transcript has a single exon. The record is from RefSeq and is a predicted model, not a curated record. The coding region runs from base 231 to 800 and encodes 189 amino acids. NCBI's taxonomy places the organism in Eukaryota, Viridiplantae, Streptophyta, Magnoliopsida, Ericales, Ericaceae.
AAACUCAUUCGAAGAGCACUUGGAAGUAUUACUCCACUUAAAAGCCUUUGCUCCAUUUACUCCAUUCAAAAUAUUCAGAGCAUAUCCCAAGAGCACUUAAAGCUUAUAAUCAGAGUAAGAUUUAUAGGUCAAUGGAUCGAUCAUAGGGUGGCUAGUCAGUUAGACACUCUAGCCUAAGAAAUUGAGAUCCAUGAUCCAUGCAUACUAUUCAAAAAUCACCAUAAAUACCCAUGAUCUCCAUCUCAACAUCUCCCACCAAAACACCACCCACACAUCCACAAAUGGCCAACACCACCAGUCUCCUCCUCUUCACCACCCUUCUCCUCCUCCACUCAUCCUCCUCCUCCUCCACCGCCGUCCAUCGCCGAUUCGCCCAAUCAUACCCCGCCGCGAUCGCAGAAUUCCUCAACGGCCACAACACGCUGCGGGCGAGCUGCAACCUCCCCCCGCUCCAAUGGAGCACGACGCUGGCCAGCUACGCCCGGUGGUGGGCGAACCAGCGGAAGGGCGACUGCGCGAUGAUCCACUCCAGCAGCAACUACGGGGAGAACAUAUUUUGGGGACAGGGGGACGAGUGGACGCCCACCGAGGCGGUGCAGGCGUGGGAGGACGAGGCGGCGUACUACAACUACGGGUCGAACACGUGCAUGCCGAACAGGGACUGCACGCAUUACACGCAGAUGGUGUGGGGCAGCACCACCAGCGUCGGGUGCGCGAGGAUCAAGUGUUUGAGCGGGGAUACGUUUAUCGUGUGCGAGUAUGAUCCGCACGGUAAUAUCUAUGGACUGAGGCCGUAUUAGAACGUAGUAAUGGGUAAUAUUGGGUCACCAACUUCCUUGACAGGCCGUAUUAGAACGUAGUAAUGGGUAAUAUUAGGUCACCAACUUCCUUCACCUUCCCGUUAGUAUUUCAUUUGAUCCACAUAUGGAGUUAUUCCAUUUCAUGGGCUAGUUAGAUCCCGUUCCGCUUAACUUUUAGCACUUUUGUUUUUAUUUAAUUUUUUUUUGUU